This is a messenger RNA of Camelina sativa (false flax), 537 nucleotides long. RefSeq lists its product as uncharacterized. The record is from RefSeq and is a predicted model, not a curated record. Lineage: Eukaryota; Viridiplantae; Streptophyta; Magnoliopsida; Brassicales; Brassicaceae.
AUGGAUUACAAUUACUGUGUCGAUAUGAGCUGUGUGAUGAAAGUGAACAGAAGCUGCAUGCUUUGUUCGCAAAAAGUGUCAGAAGUAAUGCAUUGUCUCUACGCAAUUUACUCAAUGGAAUUCGUCGGAGACGACAACUCAAUAAAACUAAAGGCGAGGGUUAACCCUAGUAUAUUGAUGGCGGUAAUGGAUCGGUACGGCGAACAUGGAAAGAUCAUCAAUCUCCGUUUCGACGGAGAAGUUAUGAAUCCCCGGGGCGGCGGUUAUUACGGUCAUUCAGGCUAUUACCUUCCUUCCUUGGCCUCCGCCGGUGGUUAUCAUCCAUAUUCGUAUCCGCUGUAUGCGUGCGCCGGAAACUAUGCUCCUUAUACGUAUAAUCAGCAGCGGCAGACGGAUCACGCACCACGGAACCCGCAUACAACACCGCCGGUUUAUCCUAUGCCGAUGCCAUCGGCAAGAUCGGUUCAUAAUUACGCUUACGUAGAACCGCAGUAUUAUACGGGUUCGUCGGGUGGAGGAUUUUGCGCGAUCAUGUGA